GGAGAUUGGUUUUAUGAUGAUGUGACACCUCGUGGACUCUCUUUUGAUGCUUUUCUUCCUCAAGCAUGCAAGACACCUUGGGGAAAUUCUCUGGAUUUUGAGCUUAUUCAUACUCCUGCGACAAUGGCAAAUUUUCAGAGUGAAUACUGGUACAAGAAGCAUCCACACUUAGGAGAUAUUUUGCUGACUGUUGCGCCACUCCAAGACGACCAACAAACGUUAUUGGGCGAAUACAAAGCAAUUAUUGGCAAGAUUUUACGUGAACCCCAUGAUAUAGUUGGUUGUACUAAAACAACACUGUACUAUCUAGCAGAGGACGUUGCAUUCUAUCAAAGGAUGUUGAUCGAUACGGGAAAACGAUGUUGGACAGCCAUCAAGCAUUCGAUGGAAAGGAGUAUGAUGUAAAAAAGGAGAUUUAUCGAUUGAAUGAUCGCGUCAUCGUAGGAUUUUCGAUGGUUUUUGGUAUCACCACAAAUGGCUCCUUUAAGAUUGUUGAUGAUUUGUGUGAAAGGAAGGUGAUAUGCUCUAGUGCAAAAGAUAACCUUGCAAGUGCUUUAGCAAUUUCACUAAAAUUUAAGCUUUAUAAUGACCUUUUAGCGGAAAAACAGGACGAGGCAGAAACCGUUUACUUCUCAAACAAAGAAACAGUUCAAACCAGUGGUGUUUACAAAUAUACGUUAUACAACCAAGCUGUUUUGCUUGAUAGUAACGUUUCUGGCAAGUAUUUCCAAGGCGAUGCUUCAAUGGAGAUGUCUUUGCAUUCGAAGAUAAUAAAACUGAACUCUAAUUUAAAGAAUGUUUCUGUUAAUGCAGAAGCAAUAACUGAAAAAGAACAUUUAGCAACAUUCCAAAUUGCUUCAAGAGAAAAACUUCAAGAAUAUGAUUCUCCGAACCAUUUACCAAAACAUAUGCACAACAAAGACUGUGAAUUCCUGACCGUUUCGAUAAAAUCGCAUGCAAAUCAAUUAAACAUCACCGACAAAAAUGAUAUAGCCUACACUGUCGACAAAAAUAAUCCUAAAAAUACCAACGUGAAUCAAUCUCUUUACAUAAAAGAUAAGUCAGGCGUUGAUAAGAGUUUAAAGGAAUCAAAAGCAGAUGUCGAAAAUAUUAUCUCUGUGACAGAUUCUAUUCUGCAUAACUACAUGAAAGGUGAUUUAGAAACAGCUUAUCAACUCAUUGAAGAUUCUCGGGAGCUUUUGUUUACGUCAUUUUCAUUUGAUGAUCAAAUUCAGUUUUUACUGAAUAGAGCGGAAAAUGCAAAAACAAAUAAAGACAUUUCUGCUCUAAUCGGCUCAGUAGAUCUUGCCUCAAAAUCCUUCAAUACGGGAAAUUCUAAGCCUGAGGCCAAAUUUUUUAAGCUAAAUGGAGAAUGUCAACUGUACAUGAAAAAUUAUAGAACGGCAGAGAUCAGUUUUAAUCAAGCAGUUGGUUUUCAUCGUUCAGCCACAACAGGGUUGGGCUUUCAUCAUUAUUUCGAAUACGCAGAGACACUGAUUGGCUUAGUCAAAAGUCGUCUGGUUUUCAAUAAAUUGGAGGAAGCUUUGUGCACAUGCGAGGAAGGUAUAGCAAUAAUAUCUUCCAUUGAAACUCAAUUGAUGACAUCUAGAUUGCUUGUACAGUUAUUCUAUCUUGCUGCGAAAUGUAAGUUUCAAAUAAGUAAAAACUUAACUCUCGAAGAUAAUCUCAAACAAGUCAUGAUAUUUUGCCAACAUGCAUUAGAAACGAGUGAAUUUGUGGACCGCUUGACUGGUACAAAUGAUCUUACGGAGGAGCUUGCCAUUGGAAACGGAGAGUUUUUUGCUUUAAAAUGUGAAAUCAGGCUUCUAAUGGCAUCGACACUUUUGCGACAAAAAAAAUUAGAAGAGGCGCAAAAAAUUGCAAAAGAUUUGAACGAAUUUUUGCAAAACCUUUUUGUUGUUUUUGAAAUGUUCUCGAAAGACACGUGGCCGUCUGGAAAAAAUGAUUUUAUAACAAUACAAUGUUCUUUGUUUUCCUUAAAUGGAAGGGCUUUGGUGAUCUCCAAUGAAACAGAGGAUGCAUUGAUCAAUCUUAAGAAGUCCUUGGCAAUCGUUUUUACUUUACCCUCUGUGCAAGCAGUUGUAACUGUGGAAGAAAUCAUCACAUUGAUUGAUGCAAUUACUGUAAUCGCUGCAAAAACUUCAAUAAAAAAGUCAUGCAGUCCUCUUCAGGAAGCUCUUAAAAUAUGCAAGAGUAAAUUUCUUGAAGAAAAUGAAAAUUUAGAAAAACUUUGGAAAUUCUUUGAUAGUUUAGGGAAUAUCUACGUCAAUAAAAAUCGAAAUGUGGAAGCUAUUAUUGUUUACGAAGCCGGAUUAUUGCUUGCUGACUGUUUGGAAGAUGCCAGUGAAAGUCGUGGACAAACGUUACUAAAUCUUGCAAAUGCACAUCGAUUACGAGCUAUCAAUGAUGAUGUACAGCCAAACGUAUCAGAAAAACAUGGCUUGGCCGAAAAAUACUAUCAAACCCCGAAUGGCUUUGGUACUGAAAACAGCAGCGUGUUCAAACAUAUUAUGUACGCUUACUUCCUUUAUGAUGAAUGCCGAUUUAGAGAAGCUGAGAUGAUUUUAAAGCAAACUGUUGAAGAUGACAAAUUGUGGUCUAGAGAAGUUUUUUGCGAAUACUCCCAACGAAUUCUUUUUGGAUCUGAUAUUCAAUUUUAUGUGGAGUCUUUCGGAGAAUUACAUACAAACAUGGGAAACUUGGCUUACUCCUUACUGGUACGCGUGUAUGUUCAGCUUGGGAACAAAAGAGAAGCAGUUAUAUCGUUUGAUAAACUGUCUACAGAGGGCAGAGAUUUACAGACUGGUUUAGGCAUUACAACUGUAUGCCUUUCUUAUCUACUUGAAAAGAGUGAGAAAUAUUUGGUGUCUCUUAUUGAAGAACCUGGGAAGUUAUCGUUUGACGAAUCUGAUUUUCCACUAUCGACGGAAAAUUUGGCAAAAGUGUACUACGAGUUAGGUGAAUAUGCAUUCACCUUAAAUAUGUGUGUAACUGCAAGGAAGUUCACAUUUUUAUCAACAGAAUGCCAACUUUCAAUGGCACGUCUUGAAGGAAAUGCUUCGGUUAUGUUUGCUGAAAGUGACACACGUCAUCCCUAUAAAACAUUUCUUCAUUUACUGCAACAACAAGAAAAGAUUUUCAAUAAAUCGUUCGAUGAUCAACAUGCCAUUCUUUCCCAGUACUCGUUUCCUAAACCAUACUUCAUUUACUCUUCACUAGCCAGGAUGCUGGACGACAAAAAGAUAGAUAAUAAAAUAGCAUGCUAUGAGCAUUGCCUACGUAUGGAUAGAGGCUAUGACAUUGACCAGAACAUGGUAGGAACAUUAACAGAGCUUUAUCAAGCAAAGGCAUUUACAGAAGGCAAAAAUGAUAAGAUCGUCUAUCAGUCCUGGAUGGAAAAAGCUCAAACCUGUUUUCAGAAAUUGCUUGAAAGAAAAAUUAAAAUGACUCCUUUCGUAGAGAUAGUUUAUGCAUCAUUCCUCAAACGAAUAAAACGCUUCGAUGAAGCUAUUUUUCUUCUUGAGCAAAUAAUAAGUAAGGACAAAGAUGAUUGGUCUAUAACGUUCUCUGAAGUUGACGUGCCUUUGUUUGGAGUCUAUGUAGCGCAGGAAAUUAAAGCUAGAGUAAAAUUGUCUUUGCCAAAACAAAUUUUCGUUUAUUAUCAAACGGUUCUAGUUUAUUUGGAAAGCGGUAAUUUGGAAAAUGCUAAAGAAUGUGCACUUCGAAUGGAGACAUAUGUCAACAGCCUUACAUAUGAUACCAUUGUUCACUCUUUUCUUGGGUACACAUUUAAAGAGAUUGGAAAAAAACAAAAGGCACAGGAAAUACUUCAGUUAGUGCUGAACAAAGAGCCUGACAACGAGCCCGUAAAACUGGCCUUGGUAGAAUUUUGAACGCUCGAAAUAAGCGUAGUGAGUUAACGCUGUAUAGACAUGAAAUGAUUGCACAAUAUAUUCACACGAUUUUUUAUCUCAUAUAUGAUGGACUUGCAAUUCAAGACACAUUUUAGCUAUGAAUAACACUCAAAAGAUUUUCUCAAUUAUAAAAAAUAUGUAGCACCGGAACAGAACAACACAUAGAAACAGGAACUUAAAAUUUCUCAAAAGCAUCGAAUUUGCUUAUUAAACUUUGUUCAGAUAGUUAACAAUAAAAAUCGGUAACGUCGUCGUUACUGCCGUUGCGAGGAAGACUGAAGAAUUUGAGCAAUUUCAAAACUCCUCCUGUGUUGUAGAAAUUGGGCUCGAGAGGACAGGUUUAUUUUGAAAUAGAACAUUUCUAUGGUCACUGCAUGCACAAAUGCAAUUAAUGUAUUUCUAAUCACCUACUUUUCUAUUUUAUUCUUAACUUUAUCGUAUAUACUUAAUGUAAAAACCAUUCAGUAAGUAAUUCAUGCAAGUACUUAUUGUAAAAUUAUCCAGUUGAAAAAUUUUAACACUAACCAAAUCAUGAUUACUUCUGUCAUGGAAGAUAUUACAACCUUUACACAGCCCUGCAAAGGAUUGAUGACUAGCUUGUUACAAGUAAUGACUCUUUAUCAGGGGUGGAUCUAGGGUAUGUCAAAUCAUUCGCACGACUGACGUUUAUAGUUCAAAAAUUACUUAUCAAAUUUAAUGAUUACUAUGUUUUUAUGAUCAUUAAAUUCCCGAUUUAUAAUCGUUCGAA
Xenia sp. Carnegie-2017 is the source of this 4683-nucleotide messenger RNA. RefSeq lists its product as uncharacterized. Gene Ontology annotation, molecular function: protein binding. The transcript is spliced from 3 exons. The record is from RefSeq and is a predicted model, not a curated record. The coding region runs from base 360 to 3914 and encodes 1184 amino acids. NCBI's taxonomy places the organism in Eukaryota, Metazoa, Cnidaria, Anthozoa, Malacalcyonacea, Xeniidae.